AUUGUUACGCUACAACAAAGUAUCUAUUGUCAGAGUUCACUCUAGUUUAGAAAGGCCCAGCAUUUUUAAUUUAUAGUCGAAAUGGCCAACGAAUUGACAGAAGAACAAGUUGCUGAAUUUAAAGAGGCCUUUUCACUCUUUGACAAAGAAGGAAGUGGGCAAAUUACCACUAAAGAAUUGGCCAUGGUAAUAAAAUCUUUAGGCCUAAAUCCGUCGGAGGCCGAACUGCAAGAAAUGAUAAAAGAAGUGGACAGUAAAGGCACGGGUAUGGUUUACUUUCCCGAAUUUUUGUCUCUGAUGGCUAAAAAUUUAAAAAAUAUCGAAUGCGAAGAUGAAAUCAUCGAAGCUUUCAGAGUGUUCGAUAAAGAUGGAAAUGGUAUCAUCAAAGCUGAUGAACUUCGCGAUGCCAUGCUCAAUCUGGGUGAGAAGUUGUCUCCCGAAGAAGUGGAAGAGAUGAUACGUGAGGCUGAUCCCGAUAACGAUGGCCUCAUUAACUAUGUGGAAUUUGUCCAUAUGGCAUCCAGAAAAUAAUACUAUUCCAUGCCUUGUUUUGGUUUUUAUUAAAAAUUAUUUUUUCAUUGAACAAAAUUUAUAUAUAUCUAAAUUGAAUAAAAUUUAGUUACUAAAAA
Centruroides sculpturatus (bark scorpion) is the source of this 629-nucleotide messenger RNA. Its product is annotated as calmodulin-like. The record is from RefSeq and is a predicted model, not a curated record. Lineage: Eukaryota; Metazoa; Arthropoda; Arachnida; Scorpiones; Buthidae. The transcript has a single exon. Gene Ontology annotation, molecular function: calcium ion binding; enzyme regulator activity. The coding region runs from base 82 to 531 and encodes 149 amino acids.